AUGACACAUCACCUGGCUGCGUAUGUCUUUCAGCUUACGGGCACAAAGUCGAAGCCUAGCGAGAUAGAUGCGACUGUACUUGCGCGCCACGAGUCACCUGGGUUUUCGCUUGUGUCUUAUCGGCGCUCAGGCAGCAAUUCUCGAGACGCUGGGUGUGACUUGCCGGCAAUCGGUGUGGCAAAUAGCAACAAGUUUGCAACCGUCGAGAUUAAUACGCCUACUGUAUUUUCAUCAGAUGAUUUGAAAAGGGAUUUGGCUGGUCGGCUGACUUUCAAACCGUCGUAUGAGAAGAUGAAUACCAAUAAUGCGGACACAGACCACAGGCAAUUCCAAUUUUCACGUAAUCAUAAGCGCUUGAAACACGAAGAAAAACAGCAGCACAAGAUGCAGCCCGAAGCUAAAGGAAACUCGGAUUCUUCAUUUUUCGAGACGACCAAAGACACUUAUUCAUGGCAGCAUGGUACCCAAGCCAGAAAUUGUCGAUUUCGAGAAAAAGGCCAGCAUUUACUCAUUCUAUGGAGCUUCUUUCAAAGUCUGUCACUGAGCGACCUCAACAUUUCGUUAAAGUUGAAAAGUGAACAUAUAUGCUCCCAUUGGUUAAGGGCAGCAGCUAUCCGACGAUCGCCAUCGCCAAGCUCGAGCCAUCAGCUCAAGGCUAUCGUGGCAUCUUUCCUGAAUGGAAUUUUUGAACAAGCCUAUGCUCAACCUGGCAUCAAGUCGACAACGAUUUUGCCUUUUACUAGAGAAAGUAGUACUAUUCAAGUGACCGCGCUUCUAUUUCUACGGACACUGUCGUCUCAAUCUGUUCACCGUCUUUUGCAUUCCUCAUGUUCAUUCGACAACGCUGAGUUAAGCAAAUCAGAGCUCCAAAUUCGAUUUGUCCUGCUGAUUUCGGAUUUAUACGAUGCCGUCGGCGUCGCAUUGCAAGAAGUGAGUGCACCGAUGGCUGGCUUGACGCGACGGCAUCAGAUUCCUUUGCUGCCGGCGUUAGUUGACGAUGUGCUAUCACUUGUGUAUAGUCGACCGCGUUUGCGCCAACUUCGAUCUCGAAUUUCGGCACUCCUUCUUGUCCAGCAAACAUCGUUGUCCGAGGGUCUGAGCGGUGUGUUUCAGACGUUUACAGCUUUGGUGCGAGAGAGACUGAUCGUGUCUGCUACUCGAUACAGGAUAUCCACACAAUUCCAGUAUCCUAUUCCGAGAACCAGUAUACAGGAACUAUGGAAUCAGUGUUGGUUGCUGGAUCCUCGAUCGAUGAAUGUUGUCGACGUAUCAAGGAGUGGUUGUCGUCAUGAUAUGCGGCUAGUUGAUAUUGUACAGCUGUUGUUUGAGUUCGGUUGCGUGGAUGUCACCAUCACCGACAACUCAAUGUCGUUGCAAUCGGCCUUUUCGGUUUUAGGUGAUACAGCGGUUGCUCCAAUGACGUUAGUGCUGGACGGAAAAUUCCGUUUGUUUCGUGUUUUGCCCAGUGGCAUGUCAUCUAUGAUUGCAACAGCAGGGAGUUGGUCGAUUGGCGAUUACACGGCUAUGUUUUCAGGAGCAGAAAACUCAUUGAUAGUAAACCUCUUUAGCUUUGCUCAACAAGAGACGGGGGGGUUUGCCCAUCAUACCGUGGACCUUCCAGAUUUAAAAUCGUAUCUGUAUGCGGGUGUGAUACGCCUGCGACGAGUUUGCAUUUCGAUACGACUAGCGCAAAAGUUGAAUAACGACGGAGUCAACCCGACGCAUUUGUGUGCUGUCGUGCACGGAACCACCUAUAAUUCGGCAUACUCGUCACAAAGCCAACGGGUGGAUAUGCUCAGGUUUUCAGAGAGGACAGUUCUUGAACGGGCUGCGAUCUGGAACGAAGCCAAAUGGGAGCCAUUAUGCGAGUUCCAAGCGGAAUGUAUUCCAUUCCCAACCAAAAACAAACCCUCGCAGAGGGUUUGUUUUUUGGUUCGUCUUGAGAUGAUUUGUUUGUCCACGAUUCACUCAUUACAGCCAAGUAUAAAGAUCAAGACAUUUGAAAUUGACCGCUUGGUUUGA
This is a messenger RNA of Peronospora belbahrii, 2022 nucleotides long. Lineage: Eukaryota; Oomycota; Peronosporomycetes; Peronosporales; Peronosporaceae. The record is from the annotation of a GenBank genome assembly.